Capsicum annuum is the source of this 2605-nucleotide messenger RNA. Its product is annotated as E3 ubiquitin-protein ligase Praja-2. NCBI's taxonomy places the organism in Eukaryota, Viridiplantae, Streptophyta, Magnoliopsida, Solanales, Solanaceae. Bases 423 to 2249 code for a protein of 608 amino acids. The transcript has 2 exons. Gene Ontology annotation, biological process: protein ubiquitination. Gene Ontology annotation, cellular component: cytoplasm. Gene Ontology annotation, molecular function: ubiquitin protein ligase activity. The record is from RefSeq and is a predicted model, not a curated record.
UUUAGUGUUUGGUGGGUGGGCAAAAUGCUCAAUGACUUUCGAAGCUCCCCAUUUUCUUCACUUACGAGUACGACCCUCAGUUUUUCCCAUAUCUCAUACCUCUUCGUUUUCCCAUCUCUACUUUUCUUCUGAGCAACCCUAAUCUUUCCUUCUGCCAACUCAAUUAAUUCUCAAAGUUACUCCCCCUAAUCUCUUCUCUCAUUACAGCAGGAAUUGACCCAAUCCCUCCCCCCCUCCCUCCCCGCCGCCUUUUUUUUCCUCAUGCGUGAUUUAGGAGAUCACUGUGCUGCCUCUAUUGACAGCUUUGACGAUCGGUAGCCAACAUCUGUAAUCUUUCUGGUCUGUAAUUUCCUAUGUCAAAUUGUGCUUUCUGUAGAUCUACACUCUAAUCAUUUCUUUCUGCUUCAUUAAUUGUUGAAUUGAUGCUUAAUGUAAUUCGGAAUUAUAAACAGCUUAAUUGUUCUAUUGCUGUCUUUUGUCUUUUUUGUAAUUGGGGUAGGGGAAAGGGGGGAAAGGGGGAAGGGGAGGGGGAUUACAAGGUUGGGAAUCGAAUACUGACCAACAAAGUGAAAGUGAAAGUUCAGAUGGAUGCAAAUUCAGAUUCUGUUUCAUCAGAAUUGUCUGAUUCUUCUCUGCUUGGCCACAUGAGUAACAUUUUGGCUGUUGGCCAAACUGGACUUGCUCCUUCAUGUGCUUUAUGUCAUAGAUUGUUGAUAUCAGAUAAUGAGGCUGGUGAGUUAGAAGCAAUAAAUAUAUGUGGUGAUUGUAAAUUCUUACUCCUGGAGGAUCUUGGGACACCCAUGCGAGAUUAUCAAAGAGGGACACCUGUGUCGAGCAGAAGGUUGUACAGCAAUUCUGAGUCAAUUGAGACUCUCUUUUCUCAUCAUUUCUCGCAAAUGAUUAAUCUGGCAAGGCAAAGCCCAGCCAAUGGUCUAGAGCAUGAUAAUCAAUCAAUAGAAGGAGACGUUGGGUUAAGGUCAGUGCAGCGCACCAGUACCCGGAUCACUCCAAGUGGAUCUAGGAGGUGGAGGAGGGUUCAUUCUGACACUGAAAGUGAUGGUGUUGAUUCUCUCUUUGGGGAGACUGAAUCAAAUGUCACCUACAGUGGAUAUAGGAACUUUAAUAGUGAAAUUGAGUCCAUUUCUUAUAGUGCUUAUGGAGGGAACUCUGAUGCUUCUGUUGAUGGUAAUAGUUACCUUGAUAAUGAUCACUCUUUUCACUCAGAUGAAGGAAGUGACUUCGAAUCCGAUAUUGAUAUUGAUCCAAUGCAUGCUGGUAUGUAUCACUGGAACCCUGAUAAUGAGGAAGAAGAUGAAGAUGAUAAUGAAUGGGAGGAGGUUGAUACUGAUGCAGUACAUUCUGUGGGUUCUAGAGCUCAGCUUCAAAGGUCAUUACACCUAAAUCAGAGCAGUCACGCUGGAAAUUGGUACAGACAGUUUCAUUCUCCCGAAUUUCACGGUACAGUUCGUUUCAGAAUUCCUGAUGGCGGUCAAAGACUUGUUAUUGACAUGUCAGCGAACUCACAGGAGUUGGAACUACAGACUGAUGCCAGUGACUAUCUUGAUACUAGAACUUUCGAGGAGUUACUGGAGCAUUUCGCUGAAACAGAUGGUUUAAGAAGAGGAGCACCACCUGCAGCUGUAUCUGUUUUAAAUGAUCUGCCAUGUUUGGUUGUUAAAGAAGACCACGAACAGCUUGACAAUUUGUCUUGUGCAAUCUGCAAGGAUUCUCUUUUUGUUGGCACCGUAGUAAACCGACUUCCUUGUUCUCACUUGUAUCACCCCUCCUGUAUUUUGCCUUGGCUAGUGUCAAGAAACUCGUGCCCACUGUGCCGCUAUGAACUUCCAACUGAUGAUCUGGAUUAUGAGUACAGAAAGCAGAGGGCCAGUAGUAAUUUGGUGAUUCAUGGAAUCCCACAGCAUGAAAUAAAUGAAGAUGCAUCUUUGGAUAGCAGUGAUGGUGAAAAUGAUGAAUUUGGUUACAGUAUGACGGAAUCAGGGGAAGUGAUCCAUAAUGAGGCUGUCAAUGAACAAUCUGGUAGUGCAGGUGCACGAGGAAGGUGGUUUCUUGGAGCUGCUGCUCCUGUUGUUGGUGUUGUUGGAGUUGUUCUGAUGUUGUGGUUAGGAAACCCAUUGAUGGAUAGGAGCCUUAGUCUCCCUAUUUUCUGUUCACAAGGGCGACGUACCAAUCAAUCUUUGCUCUCUCAGCAGGUUAAUAACCGAAGCAGGAGAUGGUGGUCUCUGUCUUAACUUUUUAUUUGUCUGUUUUAACAUGUUUCUGAUCAUCAGAUGUAGAUUCACAAAAUUAGUAAAGAAACCUAUUCAAGGCACCAUUUAGGCCUUAUGUUGUUAACGCACCUGUUUGUAUUUAGAUUUUGCCAAACUAUCUCAGAAGCUCACUCUGCCCUUGGAUAAAUCAGGGUAGCUUAGGUGACCUCGGUUGACAUGGUAAUUUGUAUGUACUAGUUGAUUUGCUUUUAGCAUUUCCGUUAGUACAUUCCCCACCCAAAAUUUGGACAAAUUCUGAGGGCUCCACAUCCAGUGGUUCACUAACUUUGAGCUGUUAUGUACUCUAUUCGUUUCGGAAUAAGUGAAUUGUUGGGGUA